This is a messenger RNA of Aspergillus puulaauensis, 1161 nucleotides long. RefSeq lists its product as uncharacterized. The transcript is spliced from 5 exons. The coding region runs from base 1 to 1161 and encodes 386 amino acids. The record is from RefSeq and is a predicted model, not a curated record. Lineage: Eukaryota; Fungi; Ascomycota; Eurotiomycetes; Eurotiales; Aspergillaceae.
AUGUCGAGUGCUGUCAUUGGAAAGCCCCCGCCGGGUUUGGACUUGAGCGAAGACCGCAUCGCGCAGAAUGAUGGCAUUGUCGCGGCCGUCAUGGCCAUUGCCACGGUCUUCGUCGGCCUGCGCUUCUGGGCUCGAACGACGAACCGCAGUGCGACUCUAGAAUACGACGACUGGUCGCUUCUGGUGGCUCUGGCGUUCGCGUACGGGACAGGGGUAUGCUGCAUACUAGGCGGCGCAUACGGCAUAGGGAAGCAUAUAUGGGUGGUGGAACCAGAUGACGUUGUGCAGAGCAUGAAGAUCAUCUUCUCCUAUGUCAUCCUCUACGCCACGACCGUCCCAAUGGUCAAGAUCUCCGUCCUGCUCCUCUACCACCGCAUCUUCCGCUUCACCUGGAGCAUCUACGUCUGUGCGUUCCUCUCCAUCGGGUACACGAUCUCGGUGUCGACCACCAUCUCGCUGGCCUGUGUCCCGACCUCCUUCUUCUGGACGCAGUGGGUAGAUCCUCUGAGCGGCGGUUAUUGCCGGAUCAACCUAUAUAACUUUUACCUCUGGAACGGCGUCGCAAACCUAUUCACCGACGUGAUCAUCCUCUGCGUCCCGAUCCCAGUCGUGUGGAAACUGCAAAUGCCGCGGCCCCAGAAAUUCGCCAUCUGCGGUAUCUUCCUGCUGGGAGGAUUUGUCUGCGUCGCAACAAUCGUCCGCGUCUACACAAUCACCAAAAUGAAAAGCUCCGUCGACAUCACCUGGGUCAUCGGCGACGCCAUGAUCUGGUCCAACGUUGAGCCCUGCAUCGGUAUUGUCAGCGCCUGCCUGCCCACCCUGCGCCCUCUGCUCCGCCGCAUCCCCAAGCUCGGUCUAUUCAGCUCGCACCUCACGCGAGGCUCUCGCUCAAACAGCAAGCCCGGAAUGCCGGGGGCGGACCCGGAGAGUAUCACGAACUCUGCCAAUCGGUCUGCGUACCGCUCGGCGAAUGCCAAGCGGGGGCGAUUUCGGCCGGAGGAGGACGAGAUCUAUCUUACGACUGAUGUGGGCAGGGGGAGUAGUCUGAGGAAGUAUGAUGAGGUGUUGGUGACGAAUGAAAGCGUGGGCUCUGAGAAUGAUUCGGUGCCCAUGCAGAUUCGCGUGAACCACAAGUUUCAGUGGAGUGAGGAGAAUCGGUGA